AUGUAGGCACAGACUCACACGGGGCUCUUCGCUCGCCCGAAUCGGCCGCUUCGGAGUGAUCCUCACUAAUUCUUUAGGCAAUAAACCACAACUCCAGGGGUCAAAAUGAAAGUCUCCAGCAUAGACUGCCGGCGUCUCAAGAAAAUCAUCAGGAAGGAGUGCGGGAGCUGUCUCAUUGUGGAUUGCCGACCUUAUUUCUCAUUCACGAACUCUAGUAUCAAAGGCUCUGUCAAUGUCAACCUGAACUCAGUGGUCGUCCGGAGGUCCAGAGGAGGACCGGUGCCUCUCCAGUUUGUCAUCCCGGACGAGAGAGCCCUGUUUCGUCUUCGGGAGGGGAGCAUAUCGGCUGUCAUAGCUCUGGAUGACCGGACGCCCCACUGGCAAAAACUGAAAAAGGACAGUGUAGCACAAAUAGUGAUAAACACCCUCUCGCAUCUAGCGAGCGGGGCCAACAUCUGUUUCCUGAAAGGCGGAUACGAGAACUUCCACUCUCAAUACCCCGAACUUUGCACUGAGGUGAAAACCAUCGACCAGAGCGGAACUGAAACCGAGAAAAGAGUCACCAGCCACAGCGAGAAGCUUUCUCACCACAAACCAGAUUACGAUCAGGGUAAGCCAGUGGAGAUCCUGCCUUUCCUCUACCUCGGUAGUGCCUACCAUGCCUCCAGACAGGACUAUCUCAGCGACCUUCACAUCACGGCCUUGCUCAACGUGUCACGCAGGGACCUGCAGCCAGCCAAGGGCCACUACAACUACAAGUGGAUCCCUGUGGAGGACAGCCACAUGGCCGACAUCAGCUCCCACUUCCAGGAGGCCAUAGCUUUCAUCGAUCACGUGAAGCAAUCAGGGGGCAAGGUCCUAGUGCACUGCGAGGCAGGUAUCUCACGCUCCCCUACCAUCUGCAUGGCUUACAUCAUGAGGACCCAGCGGCUGCAGCUGGACGAGGCCUUCGACAUCAUCAAGCAGCGCCGGGCUGUCGUCUCGCCCAACUUCAGCUUCAUGGGCCAGCUGCUGCAAUAUGAGUCCGAGGUCCUGUCCUCUGCCCCGGCUCACGCCGCCACCCCUGAACCGGCCACGCCCAGCGUCCCGGACUCCGCCUCCUUUUUUGCCAACGAGUUUGCCACCACCUUCGACACCAAUAACUUUGAGCCAUCUGUGUUCGCCCUCCCUACCUCUUUCCUGCAGUCCCCGGUCCACCACCAGUUCAAACUGAGCCCAAUUACUGCACUGCCUUAAUGAAAAGGACUGUGACUGCUUGUAGUCUUACUUGAAAAAAAAAAGAAAAGAAACAGAAAAUCAAAUCAAAAAAGCUCUCUGUGUGCCUGGUGUUGAAACCAGCAGAGCAGAAAGACUGGAGUUCAGUGGUAGAGAGGUAGUAUUGAGUUAAUGGGAGUUUGAAUUUGUUAAAAAUGUGUUCGGCCUCGGCCAUCGACGCUGUUUUCCUGUCUUCUGAACUGCAGCGUUGACACAACACUGCACAGUGAUGAACUGCAAUAUACAUACAUGCCUUAGGUUGAUAUUGUGAUUUAUUUGCCUAUUCAUAAAUCCAGUCAGGCAUUUAAACCUAAUUUAUUUGAUAAUGACAGUCUGUCUGAUUUAUUUUUCACUAAAUGUGGAUGUCAAUAAAUGUUUCCACCACAAAACCUGA
This is a messenger RNA of Myripristis murdjan (pinecone soldierfish), 1648 nucleotides long. It is a transcript of the gene dusp5, whose product is annotated as dual specificity phosphatase 5. The transcript is spliced from 4 exons. Lineage: Eukaryota; Metazoa; Chordata; Actinopteri; Holocentriformes; Holocentridae. Gene Ontology annotation, cellular component: nucleus; cytoplasm. The record is from RefSeq and is a predicted model, not a curated record. The coding region runs from base 106 to 1236 and encodes 376 amino acids. Gene Ontology annotation, biological process: negative regulation of MAPK cascade; protein dephosphorylation; endoderm formation. Gene Ontology annotation, molecular function: MAP kinase tyrosine/serine/threonine phosphatase activity.